Messenger RNA from Phaeoacremonium minimum UCRPA7, 849 nucleotides. Its product is annotated as putative xylitol dehydrogenase protein. NCBI's taxonomy places the organism in Eukaryota, Fungi, Ascomycota, Sordariomycetes, Togniniales, Togniniaceae. Gene Ontology annotation, molecular function: zinc ion binding; L-iditol 2-dehydrogenase (NAD+) activity. The transcript is spliced from 4 exons. The record is from RefSeq and is a predicted model, not a curated record. Gene Ontology annotation, biological process: D-sorbitol catabolic process. Bases 1 to 849 code for a protein of 282 amino acids.
AUGGAUGCGCCACUCCCAACAUCUAACCGCGCUGUCGUCUGGGCAGGCGCACGAAAACUCGAGAUCCAGCAACGACCUGUUGUUCCUCCUAGCGACACUGAAGUCCUAGUUGAGAUUGUCGCGACUGGUAUCUGUGGCUCCGACUGCCACAAUUGGGAAAGCGAUAAGGUCUCCCGUCAACUUGUUUUGGGGCACGAGUCCUCGGGAGUCAUCAUCAAGGUCGGAAAAGAUGUAAAGGACAGAACAGUAGGGCAAAGAGUAGCGGUCGAGCCCGGAUUUGCCUGUAUGGAUGGUUGUGGACCGCUUGGUCUCCUAAUCCUUGCGGUUGCCAAAGCCUACGGUCUGAAGAAGAUUGUCAUGUUUGACAUCGAGGAGUCACGAACAAAGUUCGCAGAGUCUUAUGGUGCCGAUGUUGGCAUCGUCACACCAAAGAACAGUGACCCGUCGAAGGAUUCUUUGACUUUUUCGCAAGAAUAUGCCAAGGAGAUUGUCGACAAGUACGAGCUUGGCCAAGGCUUCGAUGUUACGGUUGAGGCCAGCGGCGCCGAGAUCUGCGCCCAAAUGGCGAUUUGCAUGCUCAAGUCCGGAGGUACAUGUAUCCAAGCCGGUCUAGGCAAACCCCUAACCUCUGUUCCACUAUUUCUGCUCACAGCUAGGGAGCUCAAUAUUAAAGGAACCGUUCGUUACACUCCGGGCUGCUUCGCCGAUGCUAUCAGUCUUCUAGCAAGGAAGAAGGUCGAUCUAAGGCCAUUAAUCACAUCCACAUAUCCCUUGACGGAGGCGGGCAAGGCAUUUGAGGCACAACACGCAAGGAAAGACAUCAAGAUUGUGAUUAUGAAUCAAAAAUAG